AUGGCUUGUUUGAUUCCUCUUUCCCUCAAUACCGACUGCCAGGCAAAGAGAUAUACGGUCUAUUUCCCAUGCAAUGAGGAUAUGCUAAGGAGCUUUGAAGCUGGCUCACAGUCUCUAUCAAGUUCAGCAAACCAGCAGGGAUUUGAGAAGGAAGACCAAGAGAUACUACGCGAAAUGCAACCUAUUCCCCGGACAAGUAUGGAGUGGAAGGCGGCUUUGGGCGAGAUCAAGAGAGAUUAUAUGAACCGUCGGUUUAGACAGUGUGCUACACGAUGUCACGAAAUCCUCGAAUAUGGUGCUAAGCUUAACAAAGCACACCCUGUGCACCUCGUCUAUCUUCGCUUCUACGCAGCCACAGCACUCGAAAUGCAAGCCCGCGCAAUCCACCACUCUUCACCAUCUCGGACCAGUCUUCUCAAACAAGCAUACGACCAUCUCAGUGCUGCUUCUUCCCUCGCCAAACAAGCUGAUGAAGAUGUAAGCCGUCCGUCAUCGCGGGUAUCGUCGCCAUUGUCCAGCUUGCAUUCAUCAUUUGAUUCCAAUGCAUCUGCCUCGACCGUUUCCACAAGAAUGUCGUCGCCGGCCCCGUCAUUGAGCUCCAUUGACGAAAGCGCCUUCAAGCCAAUUCAACGACCAAGACCAAAGAAACGUGUUGCGUUCUGCGACGAACCCAUCAUGGAGCCCAUCAUUCGACCCGAUUCCCCUACCCUGGGAUUUGAUGAAUGGCUCGGCCGGUCCUCACCGGAACCCAUCUAUCCCGAGUCUAUUCUGAAAACCGCCAAGCCUUCACCUGCGGCAGCCAUUACUACAAACCUGGAACCGGCAAGCCCAAACCCCAGCGAAGUUGAUGACAACGACCCAUUCUUCCAUACUCGCUCUAUUCACCGAUUCUGCACCAUCCUCGGCAGCAUUCGUCGCCAAAUUACCUCUCACAUGACGACCUUGGACAUCGAAAUUGUCGCUUGCCAAAUCCCUAGUGUGCCCGCCAGUACGAAUCACGAAAUGCGAGCCUUGGAUGUGAAGGCUCGAAUUGAGAGGCUACGAGCAUGCGGCUGGAAGCGCGCACGUUUCGAUGCAGAGCGGUACGAAAGACUGCGGGAGAACGCCCUUGCUGAUAUGGUGGAGUGA
Messenger RNA from Pochonia chlamydosporia 170, 1128 nucleotides. RefSeq lists its product as hypothetical. The record is from RefSeq and is a predicted model, not a curated record. Bases 1 to 1128 code for a protein of 375 amino acids. NCBI's taxonomy places the organism in Eukaryota, Fungi, Ascomycota, Sordariomycetes, Hypocreales, Clavicipitaceae. The transcript is spliced from 2 exons.